Messenger RNA from Gasterosteus aculeatus aculeatus (three-spined stickleback), 748 nucleotides. RefSeq names its product gamma-crystallin M2. Gene Ontology annotation, biological process: lens development in camera-type eye; visual perception. The record is from RefSeq and is a predicted model, not a curated record. Gene Ontology annotation, molecular function: structural constituent of eye lens. Lineage: Eukaryota; Metazoa; Chordata; Actinopteri; Perciformes; Gasterosteidae.
CAUCAGAUCAGCUCUGAGUGCAGCAACAGCAUCGCCUCCACCUACAACCUCUGGCAAAAAUGACCUCUGGCAACAUGAGCAGGAUCACCUUUUAUGAGGAGAGGAACUUCCAGGGCCGCUCCUACGAGUGCAUGAGCGACUGCCCAGACAUGUCCUCUUACCUGAGCCGCUGCCACUCCUGCAGGGUGGAGCGUGGCUGCUUCGUCGUCUUUGACCGCACCAACUUCAUGGGAAACCAGUACUUCAUGAGGAGGGGCGAGUACGCCGACUACAUGAGCAUGAUGGGCAUGAGCGACUGCAUCAGAUCCUGCCGCAUGAUCCCCAUGCACAGGGGGUCCUACAGGAUGAGGAUCUACGAGAAGGACAACCUCCAGGGUCAGAUGCACGAGCUGAUGGGCGACUGCGAUAACGUCAUGGAACGCCACAGUAUGUCCAACUUCAUGUCCUGCAAUGUGAUGGAGGGCCACUGGCUGAUCUAUGAGCAGCCCCAGUACCGAGGGAGGAUGAUGUACAUGAGGCCCGGAGAGUACAGGAGCUUCAUGGGCGGCAUGGGCGGCAUGAGGUGCAUGAGCUUGAGGCGCAUAACAGAUUCCUUCCACUAGGCGAUGACCCAUGAUGGUGCAGCGAUUUGUUUGUUAAACACAUCCUAGAAAAUGAUGAAUGCAGUGGUUGUUGACUUCUGGAAAUGACUGAAGAGGUGAAGGGGGUGUAUAAAAGACUUAAUAAAGUCUGUUCUGUUACAAAAAUC